AGGAAAUGCAAAGCGCUUGCUUUGUGUUGUGGCAAUCUUUUAAAUUUAUUUUGUAAAGACCGUGAUUUUGGAUGCAUAUCUGGCCUUUUGCCUUUCACAUUUUCGCACUUUGCAACGUCCAUACAUUUGGAUGAGUUUCAAACUGCUGCAGGUCGCUGCGUACGGUUGCGCAGUCGUGCGCAGCGGUGAACACCACCAACUACUCCCGGCUACUGGCUAGCUUGCUAGCAGAUCAAAAUUAGCUACUUCGCCUGCAACCCAGUGCAUUACUAUUUGGACAAGGAGCGAUAUUUCACCAACAUUGUGUUUCCAAGAAAGGGGUUAAGCCCCAGAACAUAUACCCUCUUCAGCCAACUGACACACACAGUAGAAUACCACCAUCUCACCUGUUGCCUUACCACUCAGGAGGCUUGAUUUGGGCCGCAUGGCUUCAUCAGAGGUCAGCAUGCAGGAUGUGGAGGAGGUGGUGAUUGUGACCAUACCAGAGGCAGUGGCUGACGACAUCCCGGCUGUGGUGGAGGAGGAGAAAGCAGUGCUGCUGGCUACAGAGCUCACCCCCCAGCCAGGGGAGGAGGUCCUCACAGUAGCACCAAUGGAGGCUGAAGCUGAGGCCAGUAGCACGGAUUCUCUGUCAAAGGAAGAAGCAGUCAUCGUGAAAUUAACAGAGGAGGUGGAUGUGGAAGCUGAUGUCUUGUACCCAAUCACCUGUGGAGAUGCCAAAGCCACACUGGUGUGGAAGAAGUUUGUCUGUCCUGGUAUCAAUAUUAAAUGUGUCCAGUUCAACGAGCAGCUCAUCAGCCCCAAGGAAUUUGUCUGUUUGGCAGGGAAGUCCACACUGAAGGACUGGAAGAGAGCCAUCCGGCUCAAUGGCACUAUGCUCAGAAAGAUCAUGGACUCAGGUGAGCUGGACUUCUACCAGCACACCAAGGUUUGCUCCAACACCUGCCGCAGCACUAAGAUUGACCUUGUGGGAAGCAAAGUGUCAGUCAGCAGCGAUCAGUCUGUGGAGCUCAUCCCUGUCACCCCCUCAUCAGCCGAUGUGAAUGGAUCAGCAGCCUCAUUUCCAGAUGUAACCGAGGAGACUUCAGAGUGGGUGACUGCCAUUGGAGAGGACUCUGUUGCAUUCUGGCGUGGUGUGAAGGAGGCAGGGCUACUGGAAGAGGUACUGGACGACUUCCAGAAGGAGCUGCAAGAGGUGCUGAAGGGGAUGCGGGAGCGAAUAUCUGAGCCCCCACUGCAGGUCAAAGAUGCUGUUCUACUCAAUAACAUCGUCCAGAAUUUUGGCAUGUUGGACCUGGUGAAAAAGGUUCUGGCUAGUCACAAGAGCCAGAUGGAUCGCUAUAGAGAGCAGUAUACUCGCAGCCUUGCUGCUCUGGAACAGCAGUGUGACGAGCACCGGAAGCGAGCCAAGGAGCUGAAAAGCAAAUCUCAGCAUCUCAACAACGUCCUGAUGACCCUCACCCCGGUCCCUGCAGCCACCACACCUAAGCGCCCUCGGCUGACCCGGGCGGUCUCCGGCCCUGCCUCUGUCAACGCCGCUGCCACUCAGAUCACUCUGCCUCUGAACCAGCUAACCAGCCUGCCGCUUGGCAAGGUGCUGACUAUGGCAGGAGCCCCGGCCGGCACAGCCCUGGGCGGAUACACCCUCUUGACCUCGCCGGUUGCCGGGCCAGAGCUGGCAACAGACGCGUCCAACCUGACAGUGCUCUCUGCAGCAGCGGUUCAGGAGGGGACGGCUGGUGGCGGCACCCCACCUCCCACGGCCUUCGUCAAGGUGGUCAGCUCCCAGUACCAGCUGGUGACGGUGCCCGCCACCCUGCAGGGUCUGGUCACCACACAAAGCACCAUGGUUCCACUGCCAGUCGGGAACAUUAGCGUGGUGGGUGCCACAACAACUGCCACAGUAGAAACACAAGAAGCUGAUGAUGAUGUGGAUCAGCAGGUCAAAGGUCAGCCAGUACAGACUGAAGGUGAGGAGGUGAAAGAUGAGGAGCAGCACUGAGAAGAGAGGCGACAGCUGUUGUCCCGGCUUCAUCUCAGCAGUCUGGGCAAUGGAGAGAACGCAUGUUUCCAGCACUGGCCCGAGGGUUUGUCCAGGUUUUGGACUUUUCCAGACACUUUCACUUGUUCUGAAUGUCAAGGGGAAAAAAGUUUGACAGUAGGGCUCAACGAUAUGAAAAAAGUCAUGUUGCCAUUAAUCAUACAAAUAUUGCACCAUGAUUCAUGGUUUUAGUAGGAAUGAUCAUUUUGAAUUUUAAUGUUCUUUUUCAGUGUCAACGCUAUUUAAAUAAUGAUGGAAUUUUUUUUUUUUGCUUGGGUCUGUACCAACGUGUUUUCUUACAUCUGGAAAAUACAGUUUGUAGGCCAAGGUGCCUGUGGUACCAUAAUAUAUUAACGCUUUGUCUCAUAUUUUACACUCAUCAAAAAAUUGCAGCUCCUGCAAUUUGGAUAUUGCACUUGGACAUAUUGCAAUAUUUCCAUUAAUUGUUAAGCCCUAACUGACAAGUGGUUUGACUGUCAUAAACAAAGUUCCCCAAAAAAAUCUGUCUACAAAAGCAAAAAUCUUUUCUUUCUUUUUGUAUAUUGCAGAGAGAUUACAGAAAAUCUCUAGUUGAUAUGAAUCAGAAUACCUUUUUCAUUCACAGGGAUUGAGAAAUGUUUUCCUCAAAGGCCAGAGGUCUCUCCCCAUAUAACUGUACUCAUAACAAGACAGUGACAGACCUGAGACAUAGAGCUACAGGUAACUGCAGUGCUUGGUCAGGUCAUUCCUACCAUGCAUUCAGCUGUCAGUUAGCAGACCAUUUGAAAUGUCCUUGCAAAUGCUGUUAGUCUAGCAGCAUGUAAAAUGUCUAAAUGUGUAUCUAAUGUCAGGAAUCAUUUGUAUUUCAAAAACAAUUUCACUGGAAGUUGUAUAAGUAACUGUAAUACACUUAAUACACCUAUGCUCAUCAGUGUUGGCUUGUGCAUUUGUAAAUAAAUGUUCCAUUGUCAAGAAUUA
Messenger RNA from Myripristis murdjan (pinecone soldierfish), 2998 nucleotides. RefSeq names its product glucocorticoid modulatory element binding protein 2 (gene gmeb2). Lineage: Eukaryota; Metazoa; Chordata; Actinopteri; Holocentriformes; Holocentridae. Gene Ontology annotation, molecular function: RNA polymerase II cis-regulatory region sequence-specific DNA binding. The transcript has 10 exons. Gene Ontology annotation, cellular component: nucleus. Gene Ontology annotation, biological process: regulation of transcription by RNA polymerase II. The record is from RefSeq and is a predicted model, not a curated record. Bases 425 to 2002 code for a protein of 525 amino acids.